AUGACCAUAGAACCUCGUAUGGAGGAUUUGCACCUUACCACAGAUGCCCUAAUCAUAUCCGCUGCAGUAGGAGACUACCGCAUGAGGCGAAUCCUGGUUGAUACCGGGAGCUCAGAAGACAUUAUCUAUGAGCAUUGUUUCAACAGAAUGCAACCAGAAGAUAGAAAGCUGCUUGAAUCAGUACACGCCCCCAUCAAAGGGUUCACAGGGGAAAAGGUUGACCCUAUUGGUCAGAUCACUUUCCCGGUAACUUUUGGGCAAUCACCUAGAGAAAGAACCAUACUCCUGACCUUCCUCGUGGUUCGCGCUGAGUCAUACCACAACAUGAUCAUAGGAAGGUUCACCCUAGGAAAAUUGGAUGCUAUAGUCUCCACGGCGCGAGGAUUCAUGAAGUUUCCUACACCGCGGGGUAUUGCAACUGUGUUUCGUGACAAGAUUGGAGAAGUACUAAGUACCAAAAGAUGCCGCCAAGGGCCCACCGGAGCCACGGGCCCAGAAAGAUGGGUGCUAAGCACACGCCAUCCGGACCAGAUGGUCACAAUCGGGGACACCCUUUCUCCAGAAAUUAGAAACGACCUGAAGCAAUGGUUAAGAAGAAAUGUUGACAUCUUCGAUUUUGAACAUUCUGACAUGACAGGAGUCCCCCGUGAUAAAGCAAAACACAGACUUGCAACGCUCCCAGGCAUUAAGUCGGUCGCACAGGGUAAACGUAGCAUGGCCCCGGACCGACGGGCAGCAGUUGUCAAAGAAGUACGAAAAUUAGUGGAAGCUGGAAUCCUCAGGGAAACACAAUACCAUACAUGGGUAUCCAACCCGGUUAUGGUAAAAACGCCAGAUGGCACAUGGCGAAUGUGCAUUGAUUUCAAAGAUUUAAAUAAGGCGUGCCCCAAAGACGCGUACCCGCUGCCCGAGAUUGACUUAAAGGUCGAUUCCCUGGUACCCUACAGAUUCAAAUGUUUUCUGGACGCGUACAAAGGGUACCACCAGAUCAAGAUGUCCAAAGAAGAUGAAGAAAAAACAGCGUUUCACACCGAUGUGGGCAUUUUCUGUUACACAAAAAUGCCUUUUGGACUACGGAACGCUGGAGCUACCUAUCAGAGACUCAUGGACAAGGUGUUCGAGACACAAUUCGGACGAAAUUUGGAGGUCUAUGUCGACGACCUUGUAAUCAAAAGCAGGGAAGAAAAGCAAAUGUUAGCAGACAUCGAAGAAACUUUUCAGCGGCUUAGAGAGUAUAACAUUAAACUAAACCCAAAGAAAUGCUCUUUCGGGGUGGAAGAAGGGAAGUUCCUUGGGGUAGUAGUCACCCGAGAUGGCUUCAAAGCCAACCCAGAAAAGGUGGCCGCCAUAGCGCGGAUGCCUUCCCCACGAACAUUAAAGGAAGCUCAAGCCCUGAAUGGGCGGCUAGUGGCGAUCAACAGGUUCUUGGCAAGACAUGCCGAGAAAUCCCUGCCUUUCAUAAAAACGUUGAAAGAUUGCCUCAACAAGAAAAACAUCAAAUGGACCAACGAAGCGGAACAAGCUCUGCAAGACAUGAAACGCUUCAUAGAAGGAUUACCCAUGCUGGCAGCACCAAGGCCUAAUGAGGUAUUAAAGAUGUAUUUAGCGGCAGCUCAUACCACAGUAAGCGCUGUGCUCAUGGUUGAACGGGAUGGAAGACAAACACCGAUAUAUUACAUCAGCCGGGUAUUAGCGGGACCCGAAACGCGGUAUCCCACGUUGGAAAAGCUGGUCUUGGCAUUGGUACACGCCACACGGCGACUGAGAAGAUAUUUCCAGGCGCACCGCGUACAGGUCCUAACCAAUUACCCACUGCAACAAGUCCUGCACAAGCCGGAGAUUUCUGGCAGACUGGCCAAGUGGGCAAUUGAACAUGGCGCUUUGGACAUCGAAUAUCAGAAACGCACAGCAGUUAAGGGGCAAGUAAUUGCUGAUUUUCUAGCCGAAAUACCUGAAGGAGAAGCUAUCGUGGACCCAGUCGUCCAGGACAUCCCGGAAUCUAGCACUGCCCGGCAGACCUGGAAACUAUACACCGAUGGGUCAUCUAGUGGAAAGGGAUCUGGAGCCGGCUUAAUGGUGAUAAGCCCAGAUGAGAUCAGGCUAAUGUACGCUUUACGCUUCGAUUUCGAAUGUUCUAACAAUGAAGCGGAGUAUGAGGCACUACUAGCAGGUCUGAGAAUGGCGAAAUCUAUGGGAGCGGCAAGGGUAGAGGCGUAUGUUGAUUCGCUGCUGGUCAACAAUCAGGUAAACGAAACGUACGAAGCCAGAGAUGAAUCGAUGGCAAAAUACUUGGCGAAAACAAAGGAACUCAUGGAUUCUUUUGACAACGUCACGCUCAAUCACGUACAUAGAGGCAAGAAUCAGAUAGCAGAUGCUCUCAGCAAACUCGCCACCUCAGGUAUGGAAAAGGAAGUCAAAGUCGAAACGCUGCAGACACCCUCAAUUGAACCGAGGAAUGUUUCCGCCGUUACGGCGGAAGAUCCUUGCUGGUACACUCCAGUUCUACGUUUCCUUGAAACAGGGGAGCUACCUCCCGCCAAGGGCGAAGCACAGAAGAUACAAACGAAAGCGCUGCAGUAUGAGAUCAAUAAUGGUGUCCUAUACAGAAAGUCUUACCUGGGCCCACUGCUGCGAUGUGUCUCCCCAACAGAGGCAAAGUAUCUCAUCAGCGAAAUCCAUGCAGGUCUAUGCGGCAUACACGCUGGACCCCGGGCGGUGGUAGCCAAAAUCCAUAGCGCGGGAUAUUAUUGGCCUGGGAUGCACGAAGACGCUGUAAUCGAACUUCGGAAAUACCGCAGCUGCCAGAAAUUCGCUCCUCAAACAAUAAGGCCCAAGAACAGCCUAGUACCGGUGACAACAGCAUGGCCUUUCCAGAAAUGGGCCGUUGAUAUCGUGGGACCUUUCCCGCCGGCCCCCGGAAAGUUAAAGUACCUAAUCGUGGCGGUUGAUUACUUCACCAAGUGGGUGGAAGCUAAGCCUUUAGCCAAAAUAACGGGGGAUAAUGCCAAAAAAAUCCUCUGGGAACACAUAGUAUGCCGGUUUGGAUUGCCGCUGUACCUGGUAAGUGAUAACGGAACACAGUUUACAGACAGAAUUUUCCAAGAAUGGUGCACUAAUCUCCACAUCCAACAAAUCUUCACGUCAGUAGCACACCCCCAAGGAAAUGGCCAGGUAGAGCGGACAAACAGAAGUUUGCUGGAUGGCAUUAAGAAACGACUAGGCCACGAGGGAAGCUCCUGGGUGGAAGAGUUGCCAAACGUCCUCUGGGCACACAGAACAAUGCCCAAAACCAGCAACAACGAAACCCCGUUUAGCCUAACAUAUGGAGCGGAAGCAAUGAUACCCGCUGAAGCAGGACUACCGUCACUACGCCGCCUCAACACAGGCGACGACAAUGAUAGAUCUCUAAGGGAAGGCCUGGACUUACUGGAAGAAAGGCGCGAGGCAGCCGCCAUCAGCGAAGCAAAAUACAAGAAGGCAUUGGAAAAAUAUUAUAACAAGCGAGUGGCCAAACAGAAUUUCAAAACAGGAGAUUAUGUUAUGCGUGACAAUGAAGCAAGUAGGAUGGAACCUUCGGGCAAGCUAGGCCCAAACUGGGAAGGCCCUUAUGUCAUCCAAGAAGAUCUGGGCAAAGGGGCCUAUCGCCUAUCUCGACUAGAUGGCACACCAGUACCCCGCAGUUGGAACAUCGCUCAAUUGAGGAAAUGUUACUUGUAA
Molecule: messenger RNA, 3717 nt
Organism: Helianthus annuus (common sunflower)
Lineage: Eukaryota; Viridiplantae; Streptophyta; Magnoliopsida; Asterales; Asteraceae
Product: protein NYNRIN-like
Exons: 1
Coding region: 1-3717 (1238 amino acids)
Biological process (GO): DNA integration
Molecular function (GO): nucleic acid binding; RNA-DNA hybrid ribonuclease activity
Source: RefSeq, a predicted model, not a curated record